AUGAUGGCACACGAAAGCCCGAUACCUGUGCCCCAUAACAACAAGAACAAUGUUUCUCGUAAACCGGAAAAGUCAAAAAAGGCUCCCGAUGUAAGAAUCCUUCCAAGUGGUAAUCCAGUUAAUUUUGGUCAUGGUGGUCCCAAGAAGGGCAAGAAACCGGCAAAGAAAGCAGUUGAAGAUUCGGUUCAAAGUCAAAGCUUACCGAAUGGUGAGAAACCUCGGUUUUCAAAUGACGCCAAGCCAAGAAAGAAGUCACCAAAGGAUUCGAAAGAUAAAGGACCAUCAGAGAACAAAAAGGGCAAGAGACAACUGUCUCCUGCUGCUGUGAAGUCUGAGGAAACUUAUGCUGGUUCAUCGUUUCACUCGUCACCAGCAGCGUUGAACUUGCCCAAACCAUCGUUCAAGUCUUCUCCUAAAACUGGUCCGGUCACCUUGCCAGCCGGACUGGCCGGCAUUGUAGCAUCAGGGCCUGUUCCAGGCUCAGUUCCUUCGGUUUCAGGUUCUGUUCCAGGUUCUGGUCCAAUGUAUCCAAAUGGAAUGGUGGGCCCCAACCAAGGAAUGCCUCCUAUGGGUGCUGUCAUUCCUCCUGGUCCACCGAACAUGUACGCUCAACCCGGUUUUUCGUAUAGCGUCACACCACAAGGCUAUAUCAACUACCAAUAUCCACCAUAUAUGCCACACCAACCACCUUACCCCCAGAUGGCUCCACCUCAACCUCAGCCCAUCCCUGCUGCUCACCCAUCACAAACUGAAAAUGGUCAGAAGAUCACCUUCAAUCAGUUGUUGGGUACGCAGCCAUGA
This is a messenger RNA of Meyerozyma guilliermondii ATCC 6260, 801 nucleotides long. RefSeq lists its product as uncharacterized. The transcript has a single exon. Lineage: Eukaryota; Fungi; Ascomycota; Pichiomycetes; Serinales; Debaryomycetaceae. The record is from RefSeq and is a predicted model, not a curated record. Bases 1 to 801 code for a protein of 266 amino acids.